AAUAAAAGAAUGGAGGAAAACACAAUAACAAAGGAGGAACCAAAACGCCCCAAAGCAAGGAGACGGCAGAAGCAGCUCAAAAAGAAACCCUCUUCCACCACCUCCAACAAGGGGCAAUGGAAGGUUGUUCAAACUAAGAGUGGGAAGAAGCGAAAGGCAGAAGGAAACCUAGUUAUCCCCAUGGAACUUGAAAGUGCAGGAGAAGUGACCAAUGGACGACCUGAGUUUCCUCCAUUGAAAAGGGAGAAAUUGGUGGAAAAGUCAGAGAUUAGGAAAGUGGGUGUUCCAGCUCGCCGAUACACACCUCUUCGAGAGAACUGGCUCAAGAUAUUCACUCCAAUUGUGGAAUACCUCAAGCUGAAAAUUCGAUUCAACCUCAAAACAAGAAAUGUGGAAAUCAAGGCAAGUUCUUACCAGUACAAGUUUUUCUUUCCAUCCUACUGUUUUCCUGGCAACUUGAAUUGUUUAAAAAAAUUUUCCCGAUUCUUGAAACUCAUGUUCAUGCAGAGCUGUCCAGAAACUCCAGACAUUACGAAUCUUCAGCGAGCAGCUGACUUUGUGAAGGCCUUCAUUUUGGGAUUUGAUGUUGAUGAUGCCUUGGCCUUGGUCCGGCUAGAUGACCUGUUUGUGGAGUCUUUUGAAAUUAAAGACGUUAAGAGCCUGAAGGGCAACCACCUGUCACGUGCUAUUGGCCGUGUGGCAGGCAAGGGAGGUAAGACCAAGUUUGCAAUAGAAAAUGCCACAAAAACCAGGAUAGUCUUGGCUGACUCAAAAAUCCACAUCCUUGGAUCCUAUCAGAACAUCCAAAUAGCUCGAAGAGCUAUAUGCAACCUCAUCCUAGGUAGUCCACCUUCAAAAGUAUAUGGAACACUUCGAGCCAUGGCAAGCCGUGCAGCAGAGAGAUUCUGA
Molecule: messenger RNA, 909 nt
Organism: Darwinula stevensoni
Lineage: Eukaryota; Metazoa; Arthropoda; Ostracoda; Podocopida; Darwinulidae
Source: the annotation of a GenBank genome assembly